GCUAACGUGCAAGUCAGCCAGCAGACUCAACUCAUGCCGGAGGAUUAUGAGAUCCUCCAAGCAGAAGAACUUCAGGAUGAGUUGCAGCGGCAGUUGGAUGAAGCAGCAGAGAGGAGAAGGAGAGCUAUCAUGAGAAAAGCUAGAUUAGGUAGUAGGAGAGAGGAGCUAGGCAGAUUAGAAGCAUUAGAUGAGUCAGCGCUUGACCCUGCGAUACGGGCACUGCGUAACUCGCGUCUUUGUGUGGCAGAAGCGCAGGAUGUCCAGCAGGAAGUGCUGGCUGAACUAAUGGCAGGCCAGAAGCAGAUUCUGGCUGCACUGCAGGCUCCUCGUCCCAUGAUGAGGCAGCCUCAGUUUGUUGUAGCUCCCCCUCUGGGUGUGGGUCCAUCAGUGACGCUGCCGCCGGUAGGGCCUCCAUUCUCACCCAUGUUUGGCAUGCCCCCUCCAGGUGGUUACGUAGCAACUAGUGGUCCGGUUCAUAGAGUCUCAGCCGUACCAUCAACGACAGUGGUUACUACAAUCCCACUGUCAAGCCAGUCUCAGGCCAAAGUGGUGGACGGACGAGACCCCAGGCCAAAGUGGUGGACGAACGAGAGGGUGAAGGCAGACGCGUCGACGAUGCACCCUGCGUAUUGGUGGUACCUUGAUGGUGACGACUUCCCACGCUUGUGGGAAGUUGCCACCAAGGUGCUCGCUGUGUGGUUAGUGCCUCUCCUUGCGAGAGGAACUGGGCCGCAUGGCUUCAUUCUCACGAAGAGGCGCAAUAAACUCUCGAGUGAUAGUCUACAGAAACCCGUUCUCAUUCAUUGGAACAUGCAGCUUCUACGAGCACAGUCGGGUCCCUGGAGGGGGUUUGUGGAUGUUUGGGAGGAUACGGUAGAGGAUCCGCCAGAGCCACGGGUCGGCGUUGCUUCCAAGGAGGUGUACGACGAGGGCAUGACGAUCUUCGAGGAGGUGGAGGCAGAGAUGCGCAGUCGGCGCAAGUGCACGACUAUUGUAGGGGCGGGACUGCGUGGAUGUGGAUGUCAAGAACGUUAUUUACGAGGCGGUCGAUAUUUGGGAGGGGAAGAACAUGAUCGAGGAGAUUGCGGCAGCACGGAAGGGGAAGGACGCAGUGGGCGAUGACCCUCAUGUCUCUCGUGCAUGGGAUAGGUGGGGGGGCCUUGAUAUCGUGGAGGACCUGGAUGGCUACCUCUAUGGCUCGAGACACACCCUUCA
Molecule: messenger RNA, 1215 nt
Organism: Chara braunii
Lineage: Eukaryota; Viridiplantae; Streptophyta; Charophyceae; Charales; Characeae
Source: the annotation of a GenBank genome assembly